CCUAAAUGUUUAUCCUUCUUUCCUUUAGAUAAUUCGGUUUCUAACAAAAUUCCAAACCCAGUCAAUACACAAGAGUAUAAAAUUGGCCCAUGGCUUGUAAAGACUGCACAGAAUCACAUUCUUAAUUCGGUAGGGCGUGAUCGGGAGUUAUUUGAAUCAAGUCUUAAAUUGCCAUCUACUCCUGAGAUGAUAUGGGCUGAUAAUCGUGUGGUUAUUUCUCUUAAUGACGGCGAACAUAAGUCGACAUUUGAAUUUAAUGCGCUAGACGCCCUGAAGAAAGUUGACACUGAGAGAGUGUUUUUCAAGAUCCCAGCAGCUGAAGAAUGGAUGAAUUCAAAGAAUGGGGAGUUUUCUAGUGCCAAGCCGUAUGAUUGGACAUUUUCUACGACUUAUGACGGUACCCUAACUGGCAACUGGACUAGUGAGCCAACAGAUGAGGGACUCGAUCAAGUUUUCAUUCGUUCCCAUGAUCCAAUACUUCUCUACGGAAGCAUUGACCUUUUUGAGGAUGAGUUGGGUGACAAUGGCAUCGCUCUGUUGAAUGUGAAGAUUCGAGUUAUGUCCUCGGGUUUCUUCAUCCUUCAACGUUUCUUCCUUCGAAUUGAUGGAAGUCUGUUGAGAGUGUGGGAUACGCGAUUGCAGUGGAGACUUGGUGAUGAAUAUAUUCUCCGAGAGGUUAAAAGAAUGGACAGUGAGAAAUGGCUUCCUUCUAUGGUUGGUAUUGAUUCCAAUGAUGCGUCCUCCUACUGUACUUGCAUUGUGGAACAUCGAUUUGAGAAACUCUAUCCAGGAACUCAUCUGAAUAAGCCCCUCUAA
Molecule: messenger RNA, 816 nt
Organism: Rodentolepis nana
Lineage: Eukaryota; Metazoa; Platyhelminthes; Cestoda; Cyclophyllidea; Hymenolepididae
Source: the annotation of a GenBank genome assembly